UAAAGUUUGAGUGUGUAACGGCUGAGGGAAUUGAUGGUAGUUUUCCCGCUGUGCUAGUCGCAGUUAAAAUGGAUUUUGUUGAUAAUUCCUUCAUGUUGUCGAAAGAGGUGUCUUACUUAAAAGCUAGAGACCCGAGUGUUUUUUUAUCUUGGAACAGGUACGGGAUACAAAAUGUACGAUCUAACUUAGAGGACCGCUUUAACCAAUGCAGUGACCUUGUUCAGCCCAGUAAAAAAGAUGAUUGUGUGGAGGUGUAUCUUCGAAUUAAAAAAGGCAUAUCUUUUGCACACCUCUAUAGUUUUACAGACAACACGUUAAUAUGUAAAGUGGCGGCCAAAGGCGAAACUGUUAAUAAAAAAUAUACUUUCACAAAAAUAUUCGGGCCCGAUGUAACUCAAGAAGAAUUAUUCAAUGACGUUAUCAAAUCCAAAGUAUUACAUUUUAUUAAUGGGAGGAAUGCAACUGUAUUUGCAUACGGUGCCUCGGGAUCUGGUAAAACAUUUACAAUGGUUGGGACCGAAAAUGCGCCUGGUGUAAUACCUAGAGCAUUUGAAUAUCUGUUUCGUAGUUUGCCCAUAUUACGUGAAGAUCCCAAAGCAAAACCUUUGCCAAAUGGGACAGUAAUGGAGCUUAGCGCUUUGCAGAGCGAAGAAGAGAAGAGGAAUACCCAAAAUCUGCUUCACAUAUAUGGUCAGCGACCUGACAAGUUGCUCCACUUGAAAACUUACAGGACUAUGCAAGCGAGACUCAGCGAUUGCCCGGUCGCCACAAUAACCGGCAACGCGGAUCUCGUGGAGAUAUGGGUGUCUUUCGCCGAGAUCUACAACGAGCACAUCUACGAUUUGCUGCAACCGCACUCCGGGCAUUCGAGACCGAAAUUAAAACUGGGCGGUCUACACGAGCACACCUACAUCAGAGACUUGAAAUACUAUCACGUCAAGUCAGGCCUGGAGGCCUACCAGUUAUUGCAAUUCGGCUUGCAAAAUAUCAACUACGCGGAGACAAAAGUGAACUCUCAUUCGAGCAGGUCGCACGCCAUUUUCACGAUAAGGCUCGUCCAAGGGUUCCGGGCGGAAAAAUGUUAUUCGUCAUUGAAUUUCUGCGACCUGGCGGGGUCGGAGAAACUGAAGAAAACCUUGAACACCGGCGAUAGAUUAAAAGAAUCUAACACCAUCAAUAAGUCGCUUCUAGUUCUGGGAAGGUGCAUACACCAGAUCCGGUCGAUCCAGCAAACGAAAGAUAACCUACUGCCGCCGUUUAGAGAAUCGAAACUAACGCAGCUCUUCCAGAGGGCGCUCUCGGGCAAGGAAGAGACCGCCAUGAUGGUAACCGUCAAUCCGGCCGGUACCAUGAUUGACGACACGCACCACGUUUUAAAUUUUUCCGCCAUAGCCAGAGAGGUCGAGCAGGCCAGAAAAUCAACGUUUAUGGAAUACAUGGCGAAAUUCUGCUCUACCGUCGUGGAGGACGACAAACACCAGGACGAGUUGCGGAGUUUGAGAGAUCAAGUCGCUAUCUUGACUUUGGAACUCAGCGAAGCGCGCCUGCAGAUGGAGGACGUGUGUGAGAUGGAAAGGAAUCACCUGACGAGGCAAUACGAAAACAUAAUAGAGCUUAAGAAUAAGCAGUUCGCCCGUCUGAGAACCAGGUGCGAACAGCUGGAGCAAGAGCUGCGCGAUGUGCGGCAGAAACAAAACGUGAUAGUGAUCGGGGACAGUGACGAGGAAGACUACGAGCCGUGUAAAGCGAACGAGAUGGCGCUGAAAACCGAGAACCUGGAAGCAAUCGUGCGGCAAAAGGAAGACGAAAACCUGGCGCUGCGCCAACGGGCCGGACGUCUGGAGGCGGACAACGAGAUGCUGAGGAAGGCGAUCCAAGAGAAGGACAAAAUGCUGGCGGACGCGGUCUUCGAUUUCAAGCGGCUCGAGCUGCGCUGCGAAGAGCUGGAAAUGAAGAAUUCGCUGUACGAAGGAAGUAGAAACGAAACCGAUAGCAGCUCGGAGAGCUGCAGUGGAGAUAGCACCGACCGGGAAGAAGCAACGCUAUUUGUUCCAGUCCGCAAAUUGCCAGAUGGAGAUGGAGAUGAUUCGCAAAGUAUUGAAGAGCAACCAACGAGCAAUAGUGAUUUGAAGCUUGAACUUCCUGAACAAUUGUCAAGUUUUAAAUUAAGUUAAGUUAAUUAAAUCCUUAUAUCUUUGAGAAUUGGAAAUUUUACUUAACAUUUGCCGUUUUCCAGUCGGGCUUACAGUAGUGGGGCACCUGUAUUAUCUAAUAGCUAUAUGGUCAAUCCCCUAAAUAUCCAAAUAAGUUUGAAAUGAGAGAAUGGUGACGACAUGUUCGACCGGAAGAAUUAAUAAUUAUCUAGGAAUGCUCUGGUACCACAACAAAUUUAACAAUAGAUUUUGACAACUUGGUUAUGAAAAUUGGUAUUUUAUCCAAUGACAUAACUGUUUUACAAUACAAAAAAAUUAUUUGAGGUUUUGCGAUUGUGGCGUCGUCAUAUAUAAUGAAUCUUCUUUCUUUAAUAGACGUGUAUGGUCGGUUACAUUAGGCAGUACAGUAGAGACUUGAUAAUCCGGACCAAUUAAAGCAAGGGCUAACUCAAACUAUAAUAUACAAAUACAUGAUGAAAAACAGUAAACGGGUAAACUUCAUUCUCAAAGUCUCAUCAAAACAAAUAUAAUGUAGGUAAGAAUAACUAUAUCAAAUGUUACAAUAUUACAUUAUUUAAAUUAUUUAAAUAUUUUACUUUGUCUUUUAAGUGAAAUAAUUGAAGAAUGCUUAACUAUACCUUUUUGUUAUAAUAUUUUAAUUUAGAGAUUAUUUUCUCCAGCAAUUCUAAUGUAAAUCUCUGAAGCUUCAUGUUCAAGAUCGCCAUUCUCUAAGACAUUCUCUGCAUUUUCCAACCACAGUCAAUUUGUGUCAGCAGUUUAGAGGAAUUAAUUUUAGUCAUAAUCAGGUAAAUUGCCGGUUUGUGGUCACUUUCUGCUAUGGCAUAUAGAGUAAACUGCAUCAAUAAGAUUUAUCCUCUUAAUGCAGACCUUUCUGAUAAUACAGCUAGAAUAAUCUGAUAGCAUUUUGAUCCAGACAUAGAGCAAAAUCGACUUACUUAACAUGGCCGAGAUAUAGGGCGCUUUCCAAUUUUCGGCCCUUCAGAAAAUUGCCCAUAACUUUUUUAUUUAUGAAAAUUUUGAAAUGGGAUAAAAACAUUAUUAAGGCAUUCUUUAAGGCAAAUGCAGUAGCGUACUCAGAUUAUGUCUACAUUCCUCCGUUUUCUUAUAAAUAAAAACAAUUUUCUUAUUUUAUAUGAUAAUCAUAGUUGACUGUAGGCUUAAAUUAGUGUUCGUGGCGAGCCUUUUCAGCUAUAGCAACCUUUAAA
This is a messenger RNA of Cylas formicarius (sweet potato weevil), 3379 nucleotides long. Its product is annotated as kinesin-like protein subito. Gene Ontology annotation, molecular function: microtubule binding; ATP hydrolysis activity; microtubule motor activity. NCBI's taxonomy places the organism in Eukaryota, Metazoa, Arthropoda, Insecta, Coleoptera, Brentidae. The transcript has 8 exons. Gene Ontology annotation, cellular component: microtubule; kinesin complex; nucleus. Gene Ontology annotation, biological process: microtubule-based movement. Bases 69 to 2174 code for a protein of 701 amino acids. The record is from RefSeq and is a predicted model, not a curated record.